UUGCUAAAUUACGUUUCAUUAUAUUUUAUAAACAUAUUUCAAAAGAUGAAUGGCAUCAUUUUGACUGGUUCAUUGUUCUUAAGUUUAUGCAAUAUGGCAAUGAUGCAAAUUGUUGUAGAAAAAGUUCCAUUGAUAAAUCAUAAACAAAAUGAAACUUCACUUGAAUUUGGUGGAAUAAUCUUCUCCUUGCUCCAGAACUCGACCGUAAAAAUACAAUAUGGAACGUGUUCAACUAUAAUGGACCUCUCACCAGUAACUCCUACAGAAAACUCAACACGAACUGGUACUCGUUCCAUAUACGAUAAUUGUUCGGUAAAGAAGAGGACACCAAGAAGGCAGAAAAAUCCUGAAUAA
Messenger RNA from Schistosoma haematobium, 354 nucleotides. RefSeq lists its product as uncharacterized. The transcript is spliced from 4 exons. The record is from RefSeq and is a predicted model, not a curated record. Lineage: Eukaryota; Metazoa; Platyhelminthes; Trematoda; Strigeidida; Schistosomatidae. The annotation marks the transcript as partial.